Schizosaccharomyces japonicus yFS275 is the source of this 2625-nucleotide messenger RNA. RefSeq names its product aspartate kinase. The record is from RefSeq and is a predicted model, not a curated record. NCBI's taxonomy places the organism in Eukaryota, Fungi, Ascomycota, Schizosaccharomycetes, Schizosaccharomycetales, Schizosaccharomycetaceae. The transcript has 2 exons. Bases 688 to 2262 code for a protein of 524 amino acids. Gene Ontology annotation, molecular function: aspartate kinase activity. Gene Ontology annotation, biological process: L-homoserine biosynthetic process; L-threonine biosynthetic process; 'de novo' L-methionine biosynthetic process.
GACAGUAAUGUUUUUAUUUCUGUUUUGUUCUAUGUGAGAAGGAUGGUAACAUGGAGUGAGCAAUUCGUGACUCCUGCUGAUGUGAACAUGAACAUACGGAUGCUCUACGAGUACGAGACGGUUCCGAGUUCCUUCAAUUAUGUCCAGUCUGCGCCCCUGUAGUUCAAUUGUAUACUUCGACGACCUCCACUUUACUUUCUAACCCCCUUUUCCCUAGUAAACGGUUCACUUCUUAGCACUGCUACCAUUCCUUGAUCAGUGUCGCUUACCAUCUAUGUUAACGAGCUAAGCAUCACUGAUCAAGGAGAUCCAAAUGCUAAAAAUAAUGACUUCGGAGAUUGGCCGGAUCUUCUCGGUUCAGCGGAUUUGCAUUCAUAUUUGCUUAUUCCUCAGCUAUCGAAAGGCGAACAAGUAAGUAUCGUUUUACUCAACUGAACUGUUUUCAACCACUCGUAUUUAGUGUUAUUACUAAACGACCAAUGAGUCCCUUAGUAUUUGUCGCUUACUGCUUCCCCGCAUACUCUAUUGCCGCCCGAUCGCUCAUUACGCCAUCGGAAAAUCUUUUUAACGGGAAAUAAGCCAAUGGAAUUCGUGAUUGAUUAUCCGAGAUAUAUCACUUAUAUUUACGCGACUUUUUGAGCAAAAGUCAUUCAUCCCUCCGCACACACCUUGCGCGUUUGGUCCACAAUGUCAGUCUUGAAUAACACGGAAAAAAAGCUUCGUAAUGACCCAUCGAAACGUUGGGUUGUUCAGAAGUUUGGUGGCACUAGUGUUGGAAAGUUUCCAUUGAAAAUUGCAAAUGAUGUCGCGAAAGCUUCUAUGGAGAAGAAUCAAGUUGCUCUCGUUUGCUCUGCUCGGAGUAGUGACACAAAGGCAGACGGUACUACUAGCCGUCUUCUGCGUGCUGUUGCUGCUACCAUCAAAUCUCGUACUCAAUCUCUUGGUGCUUUAGUGAAGGAGAUUGAGGACGACCAUGUUGGUGCCGCCAACAAAUUCAUUUCGAACGAAGAAAUUCGCGAGAAGCUUAUUAAAGACAUCCGUGAUGACUGUGCAGCCUUGGAACAAUAUCUCAACGCUCUUCGUAUUGUCUCUGAGACUUCUCCCCGUUCGUGCGAUGUAUGCAUCGGUGUCGGUGAGCGUUUGAGUUGUCGUUUCAUGGCCGCUGUCUUGAACGAUCAAGGCAUUGAGGCUGAAAUGGUCAGUAUGGAAGAGAUCAUUGACGAGUCCAUUGACUGGAAGGCUCUUGAUGCUUCCUUCUACUCCUACAUUGCAAACCAACUCGUUUCUAAGGUUUGUGAAAUUGGCGACAAGGUUCCUGUCGUCACUGGUUUCUUUGGUCUCGUCCCCGGUAGCAUCAUUUCUCAGAUUGGUCGUGGUUACACUGAUCUCUGUGCUGCCUUGCUCGCCGUCGGCUUGAAGGCCGAUGAGUUGCAAAUUUGGAAGGAGGUUGACGGUAUCUUCACCGCUGAUCCUCGCAAGGUGCCCAACGCUCGUUUGUUGGCUCUCAUUACGCCAGAGGAGGCUGCAGAGCUAACUUACUAUGGUAGUGAGGUCAUUCACCCUUUCACAAUGUCCCAGGUCAUUUCUGCUCGCAUUCCCAUUCGCAUUAAAAACGUUGACAAUCCUUCUGGCGCCGGUACUAUCAUUUUCCCUGACACUAUUUCGCGCCAUGGUUCCGCUACUCCUCCUCAUCCUCCUAAAAUCAUGCCUGAGGAGGCUCGUCAGGAGUUAAUGGGUAAGACCGCCACUGCAGUUACCAUCAAGACUGAUGUUAUGGUCCUCAACAUCCAAUCCAACCGCAAGGCGGCUUCUCACGGUUUCCUUGCGUCCAUCUUUGCUAUCCUUGAUAAGUACAAGUUGAUCGUUGACUUGAUCACCACUUCUGAGGUUCAUGUUUCCAUGGCUCUUCAUGAGGAAUCCGAGAAUGGAAACUUUCACGAUGCUUUCGUUGAGCUCCGUCGUUUGGGUACUUUGGAUGUCAUGCAUGGAAUGGCCAUUCUUUCUCUUGUUGGUAAGUACAUGCGUAACAUGGUUGGUAUCUCCGGAAGAAUGUUCUCGGCUCUGGCUCAAGCUCAGGUCAACAUCGAAAUGAUUAGUCAAGGUGCCAGUGAGAUUAACAUUUCUUGUGUUGUUGAUGAGAAGAACGCUGCAAAGGCCCUGGUUUGCGUUCACGAGGAAUUCUUGGGUAAACCUUCUUCGCUUCACGUCGUUCCUUCUCAAGCCUCUUUACUUGUUGAGAAGCCCUGGCUGUAUUCUUCUUAAUAUGGUAUCGUUGUUUCAACUCGGUAUCACAUUUAGAAAUGCUUCCGGAUUGAAUGCUUUUGCAUUAUGAGGACUGGACAGCACCUUGCUUUCAUUCUUUCUAUCUUUUCGCCGUCAUUUUGUGAGCGUGCAUGAUUGUCAAUGUGUUUCGUUUUUUUUUGAACUUUUUUUCAUAAUUUUGCUCUGUUCCCUUCAGCUGCUUCCCAGCGACCUUGUUUUUGUUAUCCUUAUCGUCACAGUACUUCCCUUUACCACUAGUAAAAAAAAUGCUAAACAUGUAGCAUUGCUCCCUCCUUUUUUUGUUCAUAAAUAAAAUUAGAACUCAAUUUUUGGUGAUCAUCUCGAUGUUUGAUGAGCGGAUGG